Molecule: messenger RNA, 1292 nt
Organism: Abrus precatorius (Indian licorice)
Lineage: Eukaryota; Viridiplantae; Streptophyta; Magnoliopsida; Fabales; Fabaceae
Product: GDSL esterase/lipase LTL1-like
Exons: 5
Coding region: 13-1128 (371 amino acids)
Molecular function (GO): hydrolase activity, acting on ester bonds
Source: RefSeq, a predicted model, not a curated record
AGGUUCAUUUCAAUGGCAACCAUGUCAAGUUUUGUUCCUUUGACCGUCCUCAGUAUAGUUGUAUUAGUAGUUGGAGGCAUUGUGUCUGGGGCAGAAGCUAGGCCAAGGGCAUUCUUUGUGUUUGGAGAUUCACUUGUUGAUAGUGGAAAUAACAAUUACUUGGCUACCACCGCACGUGCUGAUGCCCCUCCUUAUGGAAUUGAUUACCCUCCAUCUCAUAGACCAACUGGUCGUUUCUCCAAUGGCUACAACAUUCCUGAUCUUAUCAGUCAACGACUUGGUGCUGAGUCUACAUUGCCAUAUUUGAACCCAGAAUUAACAGGACAGAAGCUCUUAGUUGGUGCCAAUUUUGCUUCAGCUGGAAUUGGAAUCCUUAAUGACACUGGAAUUCAGUUUGUAAAUGUAAUCAGAAUGUAUAGACAGCUAGAGUAUUUUAAAGAGUAUCAGAACAGAGUGAGUGCUCUAAUUGGAGCUUCACAAACUAAGAGUCUAGUGAAUCAAGCACUAGUCUUAAUCACUGUAGGUGGCAAUGAUUUUGUAAACAACUACUACUUGGUGCCAAAUUCUGUAAGGUCUCGCCAGUAUCCACUGCCAGCAUAUGUCAGAUAUCUCAUCUCUGAGUACAAGAAGCUUUUGCAGAGGUUAUAUGAUCUUGGAGCUCGUAGAGUUCUUGUGACUGGCACUGGGCCUUUGGGUUGUGUUCCUUCAGAAUUGGCCCAACGUGGAAGAAAUGGACAAUGUGCUGCUGACUUGCAACGUGCUGCAGCAUUGUUUAACCCUCAACUUGAACAAAUGUUAUUACAACUCAAUAGGAAAAUUGGAAGGGACGUUUUUAUUGCUGCAAACACAGGACAAAUGCACAACAACUUUGUCAGUAACCCAUCAGCAUUUGGGUUUGUUUCGGCAAAAAUAGCUUGUUGUGGGCAAGGACCCUACAAUGGUCUUGGGCUAUGCACAGCACUCUCCAACCUGUGCCCCAAUAGAGAUUUAUAUGCAUUUUGGGAUGCAUUCCAUCCAUCUGAAAAGGCCAAUAGGCUUAUUGUCGAGGAGAUCAUGUCUGGUUCUAAAACUUACAUGAACCCAAUAAACCUCAGCACCAUCUUAGCUUUGGAUGCUAUUAACACAUGAAGAUAUACACGAACCCAAUAAAUCUAUGCACUUUGUAAUGGCCUCACAUGCCAGUUUCAUGAUGUUCAUUGCUGCUUUCUUUUAUUGUAAUUGUGAUUUAGUUUCAUAUUCCUCAAUAUCUAAUUGGUGAAUUAGAAUAUUAGCGGAAGACAAACUUCCUUUUA